UUAAAUAACGUUUUAUAUAAUUUUAAGAGAUGGAAAAAAUUAAGAAUCGUAGUAAAUAUUUUCGUGAUUUUAUCGAGAUUAAAAGUUUGAUCGACUUAAAUAACCUAAAUCAACUUUAUGUGAAACUUCGAGAGCAUCGCAAUUUUAGUGAUGAAAUGAAAAAAGUAGUCGAGAAAUUAGAUGACGAUGGUCAAAAGUUGAUAUUUAUAUUGGUUUGGUUUACGCGAUCGCGACAUACUUGCGAUGAAUUGAUAGGCCUAUUGCGCGAAACGGGUCAGACAGCGGCCGCCGACCAACUCGUUAAACACAAUACAUCUAAAGGACAUAAUAUUAAGGAUUACAAUAUGUGGGAACCAGAGUUUUGGGUCACAGAAAUACCAGUUGAGCCAUCAAGAGAUACAAUGAAGGGAAGCCUUCCCUUCCCAAUGGAUCGUAAGCCGAGAGGAAAGUGUAUUAUAAUAAACAAUGUGUCCAAACAUGUGUUUCUGGAGUCCAAGAGAUUUAAAUACAUUUUUGAAAAACUGCACUUUCAAGUGGAAGAGCAUUACGAUUGGACUGCAAUAGAAAUUAUCGACAAUUUACAAGUGAUGGCCAAAGAGGCGGACAACUCGUCGCAAGCGUUUGCAGUAAUGAUUAUAAGCCACGGAUUAAAAGAGCGUGUAUUGGGUGUGAAGGCGUGCGAAGCGCUCGAAGCACUGGAGCGUAACCCCAACGACACUAAAGCCCAGGUAGUGGUGGACACAGACGUGAAGAACAUUGUCGAUAUUGUGGACACGUUUUCCGUUAAGAAUUGUCCCCAACUUUUCAAAUGCCCGAAACUGUUCUUCUUUACGUGUUGUAGAAAUGUGCUGGGAACAAACGAUACGUGCGCCGAACCGGAAGCCAAGCGCCGGGAUUUGGCCAAACCAGAUGAGGUGCCGGCCAUGGAGUCGUUGAACAAGAAAUGGGUUGACAACAACGCCAACACAUUUGUUUCCUAUUCUUGUGCCAAAGGACUCAAAACGUGGUUUAAUCCUCUUCUGGGCAUCACUUACUUCGGACAGUCGUUAAGCCAUUGCAUCGCUCAAUACUCAUGCGAAGAGCCGUUAUCAACGAUAAUGAUCAGGACGGACUUCAAUCCAACCGAGUUUAGGAGUAAAGGACUCACACGGAUGGAGAAAACAAUUAAUCGCGCUGAAUACUUCAGUGAUUUUAUCAAGUUUAAAUACAUUGUUAAACUAAAUGACAAACUCAUGGCCGAUCUUGAACAACAUCCAUAUUUCCGGGAUGAAAUGCAAAAAGUGGUCAUGCAAUUAGAGAGUGAGUGCGAAAAGUUGGUCUUUAUUUUGGUUGAGUUCACGCGAUCGCGAAGUACUUGCGAUGAAUUGAUACGACUAUUGCGCGAAUCGGGUCAGACAGAGGCCGCCGACCAACUCGUCCGACACAAUACAUCCAAAGGACACCAAAUGCAAAGUUUUAACGAUUCGGGUCCAGAGUUUACAGAUCCACAAAUACCCUUUCAGGUAUCUAAGAGUCCAAUGACGGGAACUCUUUACUACAAAAUGGAUCAAAAGCCGAGAGGAAAGUGUUAUAUAAUAAACAAUGUGUCCAAAGAUGUGUUUAUGGAGUCCAAGAGAUUUAAAUACAUUUUU
Molecule: messenger RNA, 1631 nt
Organism: Medioppia subpectinata
Lineage: Eukaryota; Metazoa; Arthropoda; Arachnida; Sarcoptiformes; Oppiidae
Source: the annotation of a GenBank genome assembly